Molecule: messenger RNA, 4453 nt
Organism: Asterias rubens (European starfish)
Lineage: Eukaryota; Metazoa; Echinodermata; Asteroidea; Forcipulatida; Asteriidae
Product: spermatogenesis-associated protein 1-like
Exons: 13
Coding region: 165-2948 (927 amino acids)
Source: RefSeq, a predicted model, not a curated record
UGUUUUGAGAGUAAACUGGUAGUGCACAGUUCCUCAGUGUCUGGAGUCUUGUAAUGUAAUUGCAAGUGGUAGUCGAGCGGUACGAGCGGUAUAGUUUGGAAGUGGUUAAAAAAGUCUGUUGAAGUUUGUUAAUUUUCGCAGUGGUACUCGCAAGGGCUGACAAUAUGCCCAUGGCAAACAAAAACCUGGUGGAUCUCCACGUAUAUCUGGUACCGACUGAAGUAUGGAAUGAGAAAUACCACAGCGCCUACAACGAUGUUAUUAGUCAAACGAUCUCAGCUGGUUUUGUCAGAGUAUGGCCUGAGUUGAGUCUUUACUACCUACGGAAUCAAAUAAUUGACCAGCUGGGAUAUGACGUGUUACCGCCUGAAUACGUGUUUCUGAAAAGCGUUGGGAGAUGCCUCACUCAGGUGAAAACCAAACAAGAGUUUGAGUUGAAAGUCAAGAACUUCAUUCCACCACAGGUAACCCUCCCAGAACUGUUUGUUCUUGAGGCUAAAAGAGAUGACCUCAGUCUCGCAUCGUUUGAGUCUCAGUCUGAGCAAGACUCGCAUCGGAGUAACCAUGACAGAAUGGACAUCAUUGGAGCAACAAGGCCAUCUAAUGUUGGUGUCCAGCAUGCCCCGGACACCAGCCGGACAGCCCAACAAACUAACCACCUACAAGACAUCUCCAUGGAAACGCCCUCGCCCAAUCAGAGUCCCCGUUCCAUCCUGAAACACCACCCCAACCAAUCAUCUCACUCCUUCCAAAGUGCUAACAUGAAUCCCAGUCCUUCUAGUAGCUUAGUCAAUUCGGCGAUUGACUCUCCUUACAACACACCACAGUCUUCUUCAAGGCUGCCCCGAUUAGUAACCCAAGCCUCACAGACACACCCCACAGCUCAUUUCAACCCCAAAACACCCUCACGAAACCCCUCCUCGCACCUGCAAACCGGAUCCCAAAUGGGAUUGGGGUCACCUCAAAAGAGCCCCCUGUCACCCCGCCACCAACCCCUCACCCCGUUACCUGCUCGUCUUACCCAGUUAUCAGACCCAGACUCCAGUCCGAACUCCUCCAACAAUAGUGCUGGUAGUGGCGGUCGAGCGUCCACCCUUAUUCUUCCUCCUAGUCUCGUUACUAACCAACACUCUAACCCACAGCAUCGCCAUGUUUCGUCCUCCGUCAUCUCCAACUCUUUCUCUCCAUUCACUGACACUCAUUCCUCUCCAGCUAAUGUUCACUUUAACCAGACGGAAUCGCCCGGUUCAGAUAACUGGGCGAUUACGCAACCUUCUAGGGCAUCUCAGCACCAAUCAUCACAAACGUGUGAAACCCCCUUCCAAACCCCAAAUAUUACCCCAGGUGGUGUGCCCCCAUUGCCUCUGCAACAUCUUGAGCCUAGAAAAGGCGUAGACCCAGCAUCACCUCUGAAGUCUUGGCGUCCAGACACAUACACCAACAACACCAAUGAGGAUUCUGGCAUUGCUGAGUUGGAGUACGGUCGGCAAGGAAGUAACUCACUAGACGGGAAUGACAAGGAUGGUAAACCCCAGGGACGAGGAACGUUCUUAAUCAACUCGAGAGAAGGACCGGAGGGAGGCAGAGCACAGCAAUCGCGGCAUGACAAAAAACGCCAUCAGCACCUCGAGGACGGCACACCUCUGCCGUCAAACACAGCAGCACAAGACCAAGAAAGGCAGCGCCAAGCAGAGGCGAGGGAGAAGCAGCAACAAGACAGGGAAAAGAAGAUCAAAGAGGAUGCGGCGAGAGAGCAGGAGCACAAGGAGAGACAGCUUGAGAAGGAGAAUCAACGGCUGAUGGAGAAACGGAAAAAGGAAAAAGAGGACGAGGAAGAAAGACAGAGACUUUUUAAAGCUCGCCAGCAUGAGAUUGAGAAACGGCGACAGCAGCAGGCGGAGGCCAAGCGUCUUAAGGAAGAGGACGAAGAGAGGGAGAUGGAGGAAGAGAUUAGGAAGCGACAGGCGGACGAGCUGAAGCAAAGCAGACAGAAGUCUCAUCAGGACGCCAAGAGGAAGGAGAGGGAACAGUUCACUCCUCAUAGUCAGAGAGACGGCGGGAGUCAUCAGCAGAAGGAACAGUACGAUGCGUACGCUAAGGACUUCAUCAAGAAGGAAGAGCAGUUUGGAGGCAACACAAGACAAUCAAACAGGACUCGUGAUGAAGGAGUAUCGUUGGCUGAUGAGACGGGAGGCAGUCCAGGCAACGAUGGAAGUUUGGGGAGUGCUGGUGCCUCAUCAGACGGAGGUCAAGGUCCCUCUGGGGUUUCAAGAGCCAUAUUUGACUCUGAAGGUGAGAGGAUACUUGCCCAGGUACAAGAAAUGCAGGACAGGAGGUAUCUUCUGGAAAGUGAACGUGAGGAGCUCAUGAGGUUUGCCAAGACGCUUCAGUCACGGAUGAUCGAUCGUCGGAACAAAGAUGAAGACGGUGGGGAGUCCGGUGGUGGCACGAUGCGACCAGUGAGAGAUUUGUGGAAGAAGAGAUACUUUGAGGAGAAGAAGAAGACCAACCCACUAGAGGAGCAAGUGAACAGGCUCCGUGGUCAGCUGGAUCAGCAACACAGGAAACUACUCAGCCAUCUGGAAGGAAGAGGAGCCUACCAGAAAGGAGCUCCAAGAAUAAAUGCACCGCCAUCAAAGAAGAAUGACCACAAGAUUUUGAUCAUCAAGACAAAGCACUCUAUAGAGGAUUUAAGGAGGCGAGUGGAGAACUCUAAGAUGAAACUCACCUCAGAAAUUAAGUUGCGUAACCAAGCAGAGACGGAGCUGCGAAAUCUGAGGUCGGAGGUCAUUCAGCGCAAAAUCAAUGUCACCAUAAGUACCUCUAAAAGUAAACUCCAAAACACCAUUGGAAGGGAUGAAGCGCAGCCGUCACGCAACAUGGCAACUCGGGCCACAGGUGUGUCGAUCACACCCCACGGAAGCCAAAAGAGGGGGGUCAAAUUCUAAACAGGGUUUUUCUGGUAUGAAUAGUGUGUAAAAAUGGAGAACAGGCUAGUGUGCAAUGAGCAGUGAUGAAUUACUGAGUAAUAGAAGGAUUUAUGGCGAAUGAUGUACUGUUUUUGUCUUGGAUUUGUUGAGGAAUAUUUCCUACAAACCAUGAAGUUGUGGCCCGAUUUGGUAAUCGAUAAUUACGAUUACAUUUAAAUGGUAUAAACAAACAUGUUACAAACAGGUUUAAAUAUCAUUGCCGUCAAAAACAAAUUUGCUCAAGUACUUUUUUAAUACUGACCUGAAGUAGUGAAAAGUAUUCCAAGUAAAUGUCCAUGGCUUGCGUGUUUCUGGGGAGUGAAAGGAGUGUGUGUAUAAUUGCUGCAGAAAACCAUGGAUUUGUGGUGAUUUUUUGUUGUCGAUGGAUGUAGUUUAGAAUGUGAAAAGUACUCAUUAGCUGGGUUAGUGAGUGAACUGGAAACUCUAAUUUGGAAUUGUCAACCUUUCGGAAAUACAUGUUUGUUUUCACAAAAUUGGCAAUUCGUAAACAUUUAAUGAAACUGAAUUAUCUUUGAAAUGACGCUCAUUAUUUUCAAUUUACUUUUAGUUCGAUAAAAACAAAUUGCUUCAUUUUAAUGUUUUAUGUAAUUCGUAAAAUAACAAAAUUUCUCUUUGAAAAUUUCAUUAAAUUAUUUUUAAGUAAUUAGUAAUAGUGCAAAAAGUUAAUUGCAUGUGGAAAUUGAAAUGUGCUCUAUAAUGGCAAUAUAUUGUGUAUCUAUAAUUGUACAAUACUGUAAUUUACUUAAUCAAACCUCAUUUAGCAGAACAUGCACUUUUUUAAGUUAAGAUUGUACAGUAUAUAUAUUUUAAUUUAUUCAUCCAGUGCUCACUAUAAAUUGAAUACGUGCGCUUAUUGAGUUUUGUAUUAUAUGUUACUCUAGUUAGGUUGAUGAAUGCGUAUUUUUUUUUAUUAAUAGGAAAAGUAAAGACGACUAUUGUCAAACAUUUUGUGGUUUUGGGGGAGUCUCAGUGGCAGCAUACUGUCUUGGUAAAUCGAUUGAAAUUUGGUGGAAUAUUGCAUGGUCCCAACUUUCAUGAAAGCUGUUGAGCAGAAGGUGCUGAUUUAGCACAUUUCUUUACUUAGCAAAAAGUGAGUGGCGAAUCAGUUGCAACAAUAAAAAUAAUUUUGGCUGUAACAGGUUCUGUCAAGCAAGAUUUUUUUUGGUCUUAGUAAAUUUGUUUGCUUACAGGCUUUAUGAAAAAAGCUCUGUUAGGCUACAGCUACGACUGUUGCUAUUGGUUUGGUAAGGAUGUAUUGUAUUUCAAUGCAUUUCUGACGCAGCAAUCAAGUCGUAACUAUCUAUAGCCAUCACUUUAGACAAAGCCCAUGUGGGUUGCCAAGUCCCCUAUUGACAAAAUGCUUGCAUCAGGGUGGUGGAUGAAGUUAUCAUUUGAAUUAUGAGAUCUACUCCUUUUACAUAGCACCAUGUAAUGGUUUACAGGGUGCUGUGGCGCAAUAUGCA